Messenger RNA from Synchiropus splendidus (mandarinfish), 3815 nucleotides. RefSeq names its product suppressor of tumorigenicity 14 protein homolog. Lineage: Eukaryota; Metazoa; Chordata; Actinopteri; Syngnathiformes; Callionymidae. Bases 296 to 2839 code for a protein of 847 amino acids. Gene Ontology annotation, biological process: proteolysis; acrosome reaction. The record is from RefSeq and is a predicted model, not a curated record. Gene Ontology annotation, molecular function: protein binding; serine-type endopeptidase activity. The transcript has 19 exons.
UAUCUGUCUGAUCUUUCACAUCUAGCGCUGCUCUCUUCAGGACUGUCUCGCUACUUUACAUAUUUGGAUUGAAACAUCAAGUCUGGUGAAGAAGCGGCGCCGCCAGUGACGUCUUUUUUUCCGCCUGGAUCGCCGCAAAACUUCCUAAAAGUCUCGUGUUAUUUGUCGCGCACCUGUCGUCGCCAUGUCCCUGGCUCGCCUGUAAUGGCAGGAAGUCAGCGACCCUCACCUGAGGACGGACUGCGACAACGGCGAUAUUAGACAUUGAAAACAGCUCGGAGAACAGAGAGCCGUCAUGGAUGCACUGGAUGCCGGUCAGAGGUUCCGACCGAGACAGGAUGGUGACUGGGACACCACCCUUCAGUUUCUUCCAGCAUCGGACUCCAAAAAGCUUGAAAAGAAGCCUGGUUUCAGGAGGAGGAUUUGGGUUGGCGUGGGCCUGGUGGUGGGAGCGGUCGCACUGUCUCUGCUAACAGGCCUGCUGGUGUGGCACUACCACUUGAGGACCGACAACCGUGUCAAAAGGGUCUAUAUCGGCUCCAUGGGCAUCACUAACCAACGCUUCGUGGCACAGUAUGAGAAUCCUCGAAGUACUGAGUUUUCCCACCUGGCAUCUCUGGUCAGGAAGCAGCUGAAACAGAUUUACUCCAAAAACUCUGUGCUGACCAAAUACUUCAAGGACUCUACAGUCCAGGCCUUCAGUGAAGGUGCAGAUGGCGCUGACAGCAUCACAGCGUACUACCAGUCCAUGUUUGAGAUCCCCAUCACACAGGAGGAGUCCGUGGACAAGGCCAUGGAGUCUUUAGAGCCGGUGGCAGGAAGUCAAGUGCAGCCGCGACAGGGACGCCUCAGGCUUCCCACCAACGCUCUCAAUGUCAACAGCGUCCAGUCCAGAGCCAUCGACCCUCGCAUGACAAAGCCUUCGCUUGACAAGCAAAGCUAUGAUAUCCACGUGAGGAAACCUGGAAUCAUUCAGUCUCCGGGGUUCCCGGAUUCCUCGUACCAACCCGACGCCUACCUGCAGUGGAGGCUGCGUGCCAGUCCGGGCCACAGAGUCCGACUGGACUUCCACACUCUGAUCCUGGAGGAGGACUGCCAGCAGGACUUCAUCAAAAUCUACGACACGCUGGCCCCGAUUGAGGACCGCUUGAUGACAGAACAGUGCGGCUUCCCUCAUGAGUCGCUGACCUUCUUGUCUUCUGGGAACGUCAUGCUGGUGACUCUGAUCACCAAUGAAGAGAAGAACUUUCCUGGUUUCAGAGCCAACUACUCGCAGAUCCCUGUGGACGAGCAAGAGUGCGGACGGUUGCUCACCACAGGCAAAGGCACCUUCUCCUCACCUUUCUUCCCUGCCAACUAUCCCCCAAAAACAACGUGUGUCUGGCACAUUGAGGUCUCCAAGGAUAAGUUUGUGAAAGUUCAGUUCAACAAGUUUUUCUUGGGGAAUUACAGCGACGAAUGCAAAGAAGAUUACCUGGAAAUAGACAAUGAGAGACUGUGUGGCAGCAAACUGAAAAGCACAGUGAUCACUAGCAGGACCAACAAAGUCACUGUCAAAUUCCACUCCGGCCCGUCGCACGUGGACCAGGGAUUCAGCGCUGAGUACGAGGCUUUUGUUCCCGACAACCCUUGUCCUGGAAGAUUCCAGUGCUUCAACAAUCUCUGCAUCGAUAAGAUGCUGAAGUGCGACGGCUGGGACGACUGUGGAGACGCCAGCGACGAGCAGAACUGCAAGUGCAAUGUUACUCAGAUCAAGUGUAAAAAUGGUCGCUGUCUUCCAAAAUUCUGGGAGUGCGACGGUUUCGAUGACUGCGGAGACUCUACGGAUGAAGGAAACUGCGUGAGAUGCAAACCAAAUGAGUUCCUGUGUCGGAAUGGUCGCUGCAUCCCAGACAAGAUGAAGUGUGACGGAAAAGACGACUGCUUGGAUGGAUCUGAUGAGUCCAAAUGUGAAAAAUCUCUGGUGUUGCAGAAGUGUUCUGAAUUCACCUACCGCUGCAAAAGUGGAAGCUGUAUAAGCAAACUGAAUCCGGAGUGCGACGGGGAGCCGGACUGCGAGGACGGUUCCGAUGAAGACAACUGCCAAUGUGGGACGAGGCCGUACCGCAGCUCCCGGAUCGUGGGCGGUCAAACGUCCCGGGUGGGAGAAUGGCCUUGGCAGGCCAGCCUCCAUGUCAAGGGCACAGGUCAUGUGUGCGGAGGAUCAGUGUUGAGCAGCCGCUGGCUGGUGACUGCCGCCCACUGUGUCCAGGACAGCGGCGUGUUGAAAUAUUCCCAGGCUCAGGAGUGGGAGGCGCUGCUGGGCCUCCAUACGCAGAGUCAGACCAACGAAUGGACAGAGAAGAGGAACGUGCGGAGAAUAGUCGCCCAUCCUGAUUAUGACCCGGUGACCUUUGACAACGACAUCGCCUUGAUGGAGCUGGACGCCAGCGUCCCGCUCAACCAGUACAUCUGGCCCAUCUGCCUGCCCCCGUCGACGCACCACUUCCCAGCCGGUCAGGAGGCGUGGAUCACGGGCUGGGGGGCCACACGAGAAGGAGGUUCUGUGGCGAGGGUCCUGCAGAAAGCAGAGGUCCGGAUUAUCAACAGCACCGUGUGCGCCAGUCUGAUGAGUGGUGAGGUGACAAGCAGGAUGUUGUGCGCUGGAGUCCUCAAAGGUGGCGUCGAUGCCUGUCAGGGCGACUCAGGUGGGCCACUGUCCGUCACCAACCCGAAUGGACGGGCGGUUCUGGCUGGUCUGGUGAGCUGGGGGGACGGUUGUGGUCGCAGGAACAAACCUGGCAUCUACACCCUCAUUCCUUACUAUCGCAACUGGAUAAAAAGCACUUCUGGAGUGUAGCAGAAAGAGCCACGACAGGAAUGAGUCAAGAGCUUUUGAACUGACUAAAUCGUAAUCAUCCACAAACUGCGAGUGUCUUCCGACGGGCACACGCCUCCGGUCCAUCCUCGACUUACUGAAUGUGUUUCCUGGAGUUUCUCUCCACGCCUUCCAUCACCGUCAUGUUAAACCAACUCUUGUCUGUUACAAAUACUCAUGGCGAUGCCACCAAGUUCUUUUUUGUUAAUUUAUGGAAAGUAGAAAAUAUUUAUUAGAAGUAGUACCAAAGAUUGUCUGAACAUUUUUGCGUUCAAGUUGUGCUUUUUUUCAAAGCUUUGUCAGCCUCAUUUUUUUCUGAAGGAGAACCUCAGGGAUCCACGCUAGGGCCUCAUUACAAUCUAAACACUUCCUUUGCCUCAGAGAAGCAUGAGUCAAAGUGAUGGAACUGUUAAGGAGCGUUUAAAAUAUUCAUGAAAUGCAGUUUUUAAUUUUCAUUUUAGAGGUUGGGAGCUUUUUAGGAUGUGUUUCCUGUACCAGACUAUAACAGCAGAUAUGUGUCGGUCUUUUCUUAACUUUUAUUGUUAGUUAUUCCAAUUAGUCUUAUUUUUAUUAUCCCUGAUGGCAACUGUAUUUAUUUGUAUAUAUAAAAUCCUUUUUUAAUUUCAGUGUUUUCAGUUGCCUUGGUGUUUUCUGUUUGCUGUUAUGUGUGUGUGUAUGUAAAAUACACUGGUUAAUACCGUGGAGGACUCUGACUCGCUGACAUCUGCUGCAAGAUACUGAGAGAAUGAUGGCAUAUUUACAGUUUUAUAAAACACGUUGCUGCUUUCUAACUCUGGAAUGAUGAGCUAUUUUGCUACAUUCUCCUAACUAGUCCUUGUGUUUUACAUUUAAGUCAAUGCUGGAUCAAAAUAAAUGAAUGAACUAUGUGCAGUUCGAAGAGCCAUGUAGAAUGAGAACGUAUUUUUUUUAAGCAGACAUUGACACCUGGUGGAUUAAA